This is a messenger RNA of Caenorhabditis bovis, 2229 nucleotides long. The record is from the annotation of a GenBank genome assembly. Lineage: Eukaryota; Metazoa; Nematoda; Chromadorea; Rhabditida; Rhabditidae.
AUGGUUGUCAAGACGGUUAUUCAUGGACUUCAGCCUUCUGAUGAACAGGAUACGGAACUAUUACGGGUACGUCUAGUGAAAGGAUCGAAACUAGGCAAACGCGAUUUGUUUGGCGUUGUUUCGCCGUAUUGUGUUGUUCGCCUUGAAAAUGAAGCUGGAGAAACUAUCGAUGAAAUAACGGUCGAAAAGAAGAAAAAGACGCGUAGCCCAAUUUGGAAUUGCAUCUACACAUUUCGGGUGACGCGUCAAUGCUCGCUGAAAAUUUUUGUCUACGAUGAGAAUAAAAUUAGACGCGAUGCUUUGAUUGGAUUUGUGCAUCGCCCACUCGAUGAUCCAAAUAUUCCGACAAGAUCUGAGACACCAGUGGAAUAUCCAUUAACAAAUGGUCCCAGCGCAAAACAAAGAAAUAUUGGCACAAUUUUCCUUGGACUUCAUUUUAUGCCGGAUUCUCAAGCCGAGAACUCGCCGUCGGAUUCGAGCAAUGACUUGCAAGCUUCAUCAAGUAUACCUCAAGGUUGGGAAGAGCGCGAAGACGCGAAUGGUCGAACAUUCUACGUGAAUCACGUGUUGCGAACAACCCAAUGGCAUCGUCCAGAAGCUGUUGACUCAGCAACAACUGAAGCUGAAGAGCAGUCGGUGAUUGAGGAGACGAGGCGUAGAAGGGAUAAUUACGAGCAUCGAAGUCAGGUGACAGAGGAUCCGACAGGAGAAGCUGUUAGGGAUGAACUCCACGCGCUCGACGACGGUAUGCGCGCCAAUUUUGAUCGUGGCCAUCAGGAUAAUGAGACGAACGAGGCGCGAUUGCCCGAUGGAUGGGAUAUGCAGGUGGCGCCGAACGGACGAAUGUUCUUCAUCGAUCAUCGCACGAAGACGACGACGUGGACCGAUCCGCGAACAGGUGUGGCGGCGAGAAUGCCGGUUCGCGGCAAGACCGAUGAUGAGCUUGGCGCGCUGCCGCCUGGAUGGGAGCAGAGGGUUCAUGUCGAUGGACGCGUCUUCUUCAUUGAUCAUAAUCGAAGAAGGACUCAAUGGGAGGAUCCGAGAUUCGAGAAUGAGAAUAUCGCCGGACCAGCGGUGCCAUAUUCGAGGGAUUAUAAAAGAAAGGUGGAAUACUUGCGAUCAAGAUUGCCGAAGCCGUCGAGCUCUAGUGGAAAAUGCGACAUGAUUGUGCACCGAGACACUUUAUUCGAAGAUUCCUAUCGUCAAAUCAUGGAAAAGAAGGAUUAUGAGCUGCGCAAUAAAUUAUGGAUCGAGUUCUUUGGCGAGACCGGCCUGGAUUAUGGCGGCGUUACACGCGAAUGGUUCUUUUUGCUGUCCCAUCAAAUUUUUAAUCCCUAUUAUGGGCUUUUCGAGUAUUCAGCGACGGAUAAUUAUACGCUUCAAAUCAAUCCACAUUCGGAGGCAUGCAAUCCGGAACAUUUAUCCUACUUUUACUUUAUUGGUCGAGUUAUUGGAAUGGCGAUUUAUCAUGGAAAAUUACUUGAUGCGUUUUUCAUUCGUCCAUUUUAUAAAAUGAUGCUUGGCAAGAAGAUUACACUGUUUGAUAUGGAAUCUGUCGAUAACGCCUAUUACAACUCUUUAAUUUAUGUGAAGGAUAAUGAUCCCGCCGAUUUGGAACUUUCGUUUUCUGUCGACGACUCGAUUUUUGGCGAGACGCGAAAUGUUGAGCUUGUCCCUGGUGGUGCUUCAAUCUCGGUGAAUGAAGAGAACAAGGAGCAGUAUAUUGACGCGGUGAUUAAUUGGAGAUUUGUGAGUCACGUCGAAGCUCAGAUGAAUCAGCUUUUGAAAGGCUUGCAUGAGGUGGUUCCAUCGAAUUUGUUGCGUUUAUUCGAUGCAAACGAACUCGAACUACUCAUGUGUGGCCUUCAAAAAAUUGAUGUAAAAGAUUGGAAGGCGAACACGGUAUACAAGGGAGGUUAUGGGCCGAGUAGUCAAGUGAUCCACAACUUCUGGAAAUGCAUUCUCUCGUUUGACAACGAAAUGCGCGCGAGAGUCUUGCAAUUCGUUUCGGGAACCUCGCGAGUGCCAAUGAAUGGAUUCCGCGAACUUUAUGGCUCGAAUGGCCUUCAGAAAUUCACAAUCGAAAGAUGGGGCAGCUCUGAUAUGCUCCCAAGGGCCCAUACAUGCUUCAACCGCCUUGAUCUUCCGCCUUACACAACUUUCAACGAAUUGAAAUCGAAAUUAAUAACGGCCAUUGAAAAUUCUGAGAUUUUUAGUGGCGUCGACUAA